Molecule: messenger RNA, 1949 nt
Organism: Mugil cephalus (flathead mullet)
Lineage: Eukaryota; Metazoa; Chordata; Actinopteri; Mugiliformes; Mugilidae
Product: transmembrane protein 158
Exons: 1
Coding region: 654-1355 (233 amino acids)
Source: RefSeq, a predicted model, not a curated record
UCAUAGCCACCAAUCAGUUAGCUGCAGAUAACUAUCCAUCUGAUAUCAUCCAAACCAUUAAAAACAUUUUCUUUGGAAGCUGCAGUGACUGAAGGUAUGGCCUUAUUGUAUCUCAAAUAUGGGGGAUGUUCUGCAGACACUAUUUUGUUUUCAGUCAGAAAGCCUCGCUGUCUUCAAAACUACGCGAAUUGUAAUGUUUUCGGUAAAGUUUUAUUGAGCGCACUGUGCAUGCCAGGAUUAUUGACUCGAGGAAGACACGUGUGCAUUCGGUGCCUCUGUCCCUGCGCACUGGAGGCUCUCCCCUCGCCACUCCUCUGUGUUCAGCUGCUCAGCGCUCACACCUGAAGUGACGGAGCGGGAGGGAAGCUCGGAGCUGUGAGCGCACGGAGCUGCUCAGUCUCCUUUCAACGCGCCUCGUAAUCGCAGGGCACGUUUGGAGAACAAGGGUGGAGGGACACAUCCACGGGGAGAGGAAUGCGCGCAGGUGACAAGCUGUGGACGUUUUCACACAUACCAGCCGUGCAGGGAAUUCCACCUCUUCACUGGGAGAUGCGUUUAUAGAAAUCACUGGCAUUUUUGAAACACUGCACAUCUUCUCCGACGCCUGCGGUUUGUCACAGCACCAUGCGAGCUGGAGAGACGCGCCCUGUGCCAUGCUGAACAACUGUCCGACUCUCCUGCUGGCUCUGACCGCGGUGGCCGCGCUUCUCCUGCGAUGCCAGUGCUGGAGCGACGAGGACCUCCUCCUGCCGCCCAUCAACUCCUCCAACAGGUUCCUGGCCAACCUGGAGGUGGACGUGCGCUUCUCCAAGAGGUCCGUGGAGGAGAGCGAAGCCUCGCCCGACACCUCACCCCUGCAGACUAUGUCCCAGUGCAACGUGAGCGUCCAGAGACUCCUGCCUACCUCGCUGGUGGCCCGCUGGGACAGCAGCUUCGGCUUCCAGUGUGACGUCCUCAUCUACACCACCAACAACCACGGCAGGGCUUUCUUCUCCGCGUCUUUCAAUCGGGCCAUCUCACCCGUCGUCAUCGAGCACCUCGGGGUCACCGGGGGUCAGCAGGAGUUGCGCCUGUGCGUGGGUUGCGGGAUGUCCCGGUACCGGAGGUUCGGUCAGGGCAGGUCGAGGGGCCAGCAGACUGGGGAUCAGGUCACUUUCUGCUGCGUGGAUUUCAGCCUCGACGAACUGAAGGGGGACAAAAGUUGGAGGCUGAACAGAAAGCCCAUCGAGUCGACACUUGUGGCUUGUUUCAUGACUUUGGUCAUCAUUGUGUGGAGUGUUGCUGCUCUCAUAUGGCCAGUGCCGAUCAUUGCAGGAUUUCUGCCUAAUGGGAUGGAGCAGAGGAGACCGAGAUAACUGAAAUAAUCUUCAUCAUCAUUAUAGCCUGUGCUGCCUAUACUAUAAUUGUAGCCAUUCAGUUGUUCUGGAGGUUUGGAGAACUUUUUUGAUCAAAUGCUUUAGCUCCUUGGGUGUUCCUUGACCCUUAGAUCUCCUCCUCAUUAGAGCAACCAAGGUAAAGUAUAUGAAGGAUUAAUAUACUAGCCAAUAGUAAUCUAUACCGGGACCAACAACACCAGUGUGUUUUGUAAACCCUUGUAGGCCUUCCUAUAGAUCAUGUCAGCGUAAACUGUGCAAACUUUCUCUUUAAACAGUGUUUGUAUAGUUUUUAACCUUUUUAGAGCGUUUUUUGCCUUAUCACACAUGUAGGACUUUUGCACUGACAACUGAACUUUAAAGUGUGCCGUCACAUAAUCUAUAACCUAUAGUCAUGCUCAUAACUGUCAUAGUUUUUCCAAUAACUCAUGAAAAUAGAUGUUGUUUAUUGACAUAGAGAGGGUUUGGAUUCCUAUAUUGUCAGAUUUCUAAUGUCAAGUUUAAUAUAUGUGUUUAUUUGUAUUAUUGUUCAAACCGUUAAAAUGAAAAUAAAACUGAAUAUAGGCGAUACUGGAA